Molecule: messenger RNA, 1398 nt
Organism: Oldenlandia corymbosa var. corymbosa
Lineage: Eukaryota; Viridiplantae; Streptophyta; Magnoliopsida; Gentianales; Rubiaceae
Source: the annotation of a GenBank genome assembly
AUGAAGCUAGACGUGAACGCAUUGAGGUACCUUUCAAAGGAUGAUUUUAGGGUUCUAACGGCCGUCGAAAUGGGGAUGCGUAAUCACGAGAUUGUUCCCACGCAGCUCAUCGACCGUAUCGCUUCUCUCAAGCAUGGAGGUACUUAUAAGGUCUUGAAGAACUUACUGAAACACAAGCUUUUACACCAUGAUUCCUCCAAAUAUGAUGGGUUUCGGCUCACUUACCUCGGAUAUGAUUUUCUCGCUAUCAAGACCAUGGUUAAUCGAGGAGUUUUUGCUGCUGUUGGUCGUAAACUCGGUACCGGCAAAGAGUCUGACAUAUUUGAGGUUGCCACUGAAGAUGGCACUGUUCUUGCUAUGAAGCUUCACAGACUUGGUAGGGUAUCUUUUAGGGCCGUCAAGUCUAAGCGUGAUUACCUCAACCAUCGCACUAGUUAUAAUUGGCUCUACUUGUCCCGUCUUGCGGCCCUCAAAGAAUUUGCCUUUAUGAAGGCUCUGGAGAAUCAUGGCUUUCCUGUUCCACAUGCAGUAGAUUGCAACAGACAUUGUGUUGUCAUGUCACUUGUUGAAGGAUACCCACUUGAACAGGUUAAGCAGCUGGAGAAUCCGGAAGUGGUUUUUGAAACGAUUACUGGCCUUGUCGUUCGUCUUGCUGAGCAUGGGCUAAUCCAUUGUGAUUUUAAUGAGUUUAAUAUAAUGAUUGGUGAUGAUGAAAAGGUGACAAUGAUUGAUUUUCCACAAAUGGUAUCAGUGUCUCAUCCUAAUGCUAAAAUGUACUUUGAUCGUGACAUCGAUUGUAUUUUUAAGUUCUUCAGCAAGAGGUUCAACUUGUCUUUCGAGGAAAAUUCUGCUGAUGAGAGGGGUGAUUCAGAUGGAGAAUCAGAUGAUGUUGUUGGUAAGCCUAGGUUUGCGGAUAUUAGGAAAGAAAAUGGUUUCCUGGAUAGGGAACUUGCUGCAAGUGGCUUCUCAAGAAAGGAUCAAGAUGACAUUGAACAGCUCAUGGGAGGUGAUGAUGAGAAUCAUCCAGCUUUGGACACUGAAGAAGAUGGCGAUGACCACCUUGAGCAAGAUGAAAUUACCUCUGAACAAUUGGACUCUUUGUGCUUGGACAAGGACAAAGAUGAUCCUGUCGAAUCUAGUAGCCACCAUCUUGAAGAAACAGAAAUUGAGCAUGGUGGAGUAGCCGAGGAGGAGGGGCAACAUGAAUCUGGAAGUCUUGAAGAUGGAGACGAGGUAGUUGACCCUGAACUGACGAAGAGUUUGAGUAAACAGAGAAGGCGAGCCAUUAAAGCAGCCCAAGGUGGAAGGAAGGCGUCUGCAUCUAGAAACUCAUACAAGGACAAGGGUGGCAGGUCUUCCUACAAUUCUAAAGUUCAAAAGAAUUUGUGCAGUUGGUAG